Molecule: messenger RNA, 1047 nt
Organism: Akanthomyces muscarius
Lineage: Eukaryota; Fungi; Ascomycota; Sordariomycetes; Hypocreales; Cordycipitaceae
Exons: 1
Coding region: 1-1047 (348 amino acids)
Source: RefSeq, a predicted model, not a curated record
AUGGUAUUAGUUGGCGACGCAAGGCCAAUCCGAUAUCGCUCACUCAAUUCGCAAGAGGGUGAACUACGUCUGCUUGAGCUGCAACCCGCGUUGACCGACAACAUCGACGAGCCUAUCGUUUGUCGCUUGGUGCACGAGACAGUCAGCGAAUCGUCGGAGUUCAUUGCUCUGUCCUCGUUGUACGGUGACGCUAGUGUUACGGAGCAUAUCCUACUUGACGGCGUCCAGGUCGUGAUACCGCUGCAACUCUCCGAGGCUUUGCGAUACAUCCGAGCUGUCUUUUUGACCAACUUUUCACCGCCGCCCAAUUCCCCUACCUUGAGGCUCCAGAGUCAGAAACAUUCCGAACAGUCAUUAUCGAUUCUUAAAAAAAGGCCACCGCGCUGGCUAGUUUCUCUCUUGAAGAGCUUUCGGAACACCUCUGUGCAGCCAUCGCCUCGAAACGGUACGCCGUCUCUAUACAUUUGGCUAGACUUGCUAUGUAUCAACAGGCGUGAUACCCGUGAAGCUUCCGAGCAGCGCUCGCACAUGGCGAGAGCCUACCGAAACGCGGCGCUGGUAGUUGGCUGGCUAGGAACCAAAGACGAGACCUCCGACCUCGCCAUCGAGAUCAUCCGUGCGUGGGACAGAUGCAUGCCUGAAUCUUUUGGCGAGCCAGGUGACCGUGAGGCCCACCCCGAGAAUUACGCCCCCAUUUUGCAAUGGAUGCAGCCUGUGGCACAUUUGAGUGAAGUUCCCGAGAACAUUACAGAUCCUCGAGAAGUGCCAAGCUAUAACGCGAUCUUUGAGUUUCUUAACCGACCAUUCUUCCGCAACACGUGGCUUCUCGAUGAAAUGUCACUAGCGCGGUUUCCAGCUUUUCUAUUGGGCGACGAUAUCGUAUCUUGGAUGCAAAUUCUGCGAUUAAAUCGCGUCAAUGAGGACAUCCGCGACCACGGUGCUGACAUGUUUCCCGAUGAGCUUCGUCAUUUGCUCCAAUAUAUGCCUCUUGGCAGCGUCUUCACAUUUUUAGAAGAUUUUGAUCAACGCCAGAGGGAAAGGCAAUAA